AUGAGCAUAUGGUUGUGGGGAGAAAACUGGCGUUGCGCUGUAGCUUGGCAGUGCUUCAUACGAUUCCUGAGCAUGUUCCACAGUGAACUUACAGUUAAUAGCUUAGCACAUGCCUAUGGAUACAAACCUUAUAACAAGAAUAUAGUCCCGAGAGAAAAUCGUUUUGUUGCGACAUGCACGUUUGGAGAGGGGUGGCAUAAUUACCAUCAUGCUUUCCCUUUUGAUUAUAAAGCUGCCGAACAUUUUGAUACAUUCAACUUAUGCACUACAUUUAUAAACAUUUUUAAAAGAAUUGGAUGGGCGUAUGAUCUUCGUGAAGCGACGCCUGAAAUGAUUAAUGGAAUAGCGAAAAGACUGGGUGAUGGAACUCCUUUGCACUUUCCUAUGCCAAUACAAUCUGAAAACUAA
Parnassius apollo (apollo) is the source of this 408-nucleotide messenger RNA. The record is from the annotation of a GenBank genome assembly. Lineage: Eukaryota; Metazoa; Arthropoda; Insecta; Lepidoptera; Papilionidae.